GCAAUCAAGGUUACUCCCAUCAGAUGCCGCCUUAUCGCAUGAAUCCAAAACGGCAGCGGAACGUCUUUAUUUUUGGCAUUGACUCACUAUCUCGACUUGCGGCCCUUCGUCUUCUGCCUUUAACCUAUAAUUAUUUGGUGGACAAUAUGUCAGCCAUUGUACUUUGCUCGCAUCACAAAGUAGGCGAUAACACGUUUCCGAAUCUUCUGACGAUACUUACCGGAAAGCGAGAGACGCAUCCAGCCGAUAAGCAUGAUAAAAAACAGGAGUACUUUGAUGACUGGCCGCUAAUCUGGAAACGAUACUCCGAUGAAGGCUACGAGACAUUUUAUGCUGAAGAUUUUCCACAGUUUAAUACCUUCAACUAUCUUGCGAACGGCUUCCGACAGCCUCCUACGAACCAUUACUUACGACCGUUUUGGUUAGCGAUUGAGGGGUCGAUGCUGUUUAAAAGCAGCUCAUUGUUAUGCUACGGUGCCAAACCUAGAUACCAACUACAGUUGGAUUAUAUUAAAUAUUUUUUACAAAAGAAAAGAGAUCACCCAUAUUUUGCAUUUAGUUUUCUCGUAGAAAUCUCGCACGAAUACCAAGAAUACGUAGGAGCAGCUGAUCGUGAUUUCGUUGAGGUAUUGAAACUGCUCAAGGAACAGGUGUUGUCUGGAGAAACCCUCCUAAUCGUAGCAUCGGACCAUGGCCAUCGAUUUGAUCCCAUCCGACGCACGCCCCAGGGCCACAUGGAAGAGCGUCUACCUUUUGUUGCAAUUGCCACUGCAAGUCCCGAACAAAAAGCGGUGUUAAGCAUUAACAGUAACAUGCUUACAUCACAUUAUGAUCUCUACGAGGUACUUAGAUCUAUGUUGCCAGGCAAAAGUAAAUCUGAACAAACAAGGUUUGGUAUAAAUGUUCUCCAAAGUAUUGUGCCAAAGAACAGAACCUGCUCACAAGCCGGAGUUCCUGACGUGUAUUGUACGUGCGUUAAUGUUCCAAACGGCCAAAGUGACUUUGACGUUAUCAAGACAGAAGCACUGGCACAAAAGGCCAUAGAAUUUAUUAAUGAAAUGAUUCGCGACGAUGCCACAGGUAGAUCUGUGUGUAAAAUUUUGACUCUUACUAAAUUACGUUCGAUUUUCAAUGCAGGUCAGGAGAAGGUGCUUAUUCUUGAGACGACUCCCGGGAACGCUGUGUUCGAGCUACGUAUUGGUCACUGGAACACGCCUUUUCAUGAAACCAUGUUUAGCAGAAUCAAUCGCUACGGCAAACCCUGUGUUCCAAGUCAGAUUUUACGGAAGUAUUGCUACUGUGGUCAUUAAGUCAAAGGGAACUCUAUCUGAAUGUGUGACAGAAUGAUAUGCAAUGACAUAGCUACUAAGCCGGUCGUAUAAAUAUAAAAAUUGAAUAAACUAUUUGUUUUGCAUUGCUUUAAAGUAUGAU
Molecule: messenger RNA, 1431 nt
Organism: Varroa destructor (honeybee mite)
Lineage: Eukaryota; Metazoa; Arthropoda; Arachnida; Mesostigmata; Varroidae
Source: RefSeq, a predicted model, not a curated record